AUGGUGUGUAUAGUUUUUGCAAUUUUCUUUGGGAAUAGUCUCUGUUUGCUGCUUCUACUGUCUAGCUUGGCCGAUGCAAAUCAGGCCAACAUUGAUUGCUUGAAGACCUUUAAAUCUCAAGUUGAGGAUCCAAAUGGGUAUUUGUCAAGUUGGGAUUUUGGGAACCAGACUGCACAAGGUUUCAUCUGCAAGUUCAGUGGUGUGACUUGUUGGCACGAUGAUGAGAAUAGGGUUUUGAGUAUUAAGCUCUAUGGUUAUGGUCUCAGAGGAGUGUUUCCUCAGGGGAUUAAUCUAUGUGCUGAUUUGGUAGGUUUAGAUCUUUCUAGAAACAACUUUUCUGGACCUUUGCCAUCAAACCUUACAGAUGUGACUCACCAUGUUACUACUUUGGACCUCUCUUACAAUGGUUUCUCUGGUGAAAUCCCUGUUAGUAUCUCAAACAUUUCCUUUUUGAACUUUCUUAUGCUUCAGCAUAACCAGUUCACUGGUCGGCUUCCUCCUCAGUUAGUGCUACUCGGACGGCUCAAAACGUUCUUUGUGGCUGACAAUCGUCUUGAAGGUCCUAUCCCAAAGUUCAACAGCACCAGCAUUAACUCUGAGAGUUUUGCUAAUAACUUGAAUCUGUGCGGUAAGCCUCUGGAUGAUUGUAAGACGACUUCUACCAACUCUCGGGGUAAAGUUGUUAUUUUAGCGGCACUAGGUGGAUUUACCGUGGCAGCAUUUGUCGUUGGAAUUGUUCUAGGAUUCCUCUGUUCUACUAUUUCUGUAGAGCGGCUGUUAUUCAGAAAAAGCCGACAGAGCCGAUAA
Molecule: messenger RNA, 807 nt
Organism: Camelina sativa (false flax)
Lineage: Eukaryota; Viridiplantae; Streptophyta; Magnoliopsida; Brassicales; Brassicaceae
Source: RefSeq, a predicted model, not a curated record